GAUGCGCUCCAUUUCAACCACCAAUUUCACGGCACCGUUUGUUUGCGCAUGGCCAGUCUUUCGGUCCCCCUCGAAACAACCGGCAUCUUUGCACUACAACAUCUUAUCACUGGAGCGUCAACGCUUGGGGGUAUUUGGCAAAAUAAGGAAGGGUGGCCGAAUCAUGACAUGAGCAGAUCGACUGAAUUUCAAUGGAGUCUUUGAAUGCCGUAGAGCUCUGUGAAUUGGGAGAUGGCGACAAGCCCGCUGCCUGCGAGGUCACCACAACUCCUCGAAAAGCUACCCAGUCAAGACCUCGGACAGUAGCUAGCACUGGAAUCGAGAACACGUCAUAUCAGGACGAGGAGCACCAGACGAGGUUCAGUCACCAGGGAGCAGACAGCUCGAGUGUUCAUCGGUCCACAUCUAAUGACAGGGGCUAUCAGUCACAACCCCAGCCUUUCCAGCGAGAUGAGCUGUCACACCGCUCUGAGGAGGGACAUGAGACUGACUUUAAAAACCAUUCACUCGACUACGGGUUCAUAUUUGCCAUGGUGUUCUUGGUGAGUGGAAUUGUACUGGUGGUCAUUGCCUACACCAUUCCCCGAGAGGCUAAGGUCAACCCAGAUCUGGUGUCAGCCCGUCAGAUGGAGAAACUGGAGAUGUACUACACACAACUGGGCUCGCACCUCGACAAGUGUAUCAUAGCAGGCCUGGGACUGUUAACUCUAGGGGGAAUGCUCUUGUCCAUCUUGCUAAUGGUGUCCAUAUGCAAAGGUGAGCUGUACCCCCGGAGGACAUUUUUCCAACCCAGGAAAACAUACGGGUCGAUUCACCUCCAGAUGAGACAGUUGGGCAAGGUGGAAGAAUCUCUGUUUGAAUGUGAACUUAGCCACACUGGCACCACAGCUCUGGCCAUUAGACCUACAGAUGGAUCACAGGUGCAUAGUGGCACCCAACAGGAGUAGAACAAUAUGAGCACAUUUCUAUCCACAGACCUAUGUCAAGGGUUGUAAUCAUUGCUUAACGGGCUUUGUAAAAAAGUAAAGCCAGCAAGGUAAGCCGACUGUGGUUAAGACUAUAUGAGCACAUUUGGAAAUACACAUCAUGUAUUGUUAGAUGUAGGAUCAAAUCAGAGACUGAAAUAGAUAGGCUAUAAAAAGCACAAUGGGCACCCUUGAGGAAUGCAUAGAAUAGGCUAACUUGACAUGCUGAAAAUAGAUGGCUAUCAGACUCUUAAGAAUUGAAUAUACAGUAUGUCUGGAUAUCAUAUCAUUAAUGAACAAAACAUGUACAAUAUGUAUAGGCCUACAAAUCUUAUUCACAUUACAUUUUAGUCAUUUAGCAGACACUCUUAUCCAGAGUGCAUACAUUUUUGUAUUUGUUCGUACUGGUCCCCCGUGGAAAUCAAACCCACAACCCUGGCGUUGCAAGUGCCAUGCCUUACCAACUGAGCCACAUGGGACAUUAUUAUCAUGUAAGGAUACAAUAUGCCUUAAACUUAGUCACUGUAAACAUACCAAGCUCCUGUGAGCAAAUAAGCCAAGGUAAAUAUGUAGCAACUCACUAGAACCACUUAAUCUGUUAGUUUUUAUUAUAACAUGAUAUUGGUAAGAAUAUACAGCAGCACAAACAAAAAAAUCCAAGCAAGUGAAAUGUUUAGAUGUGCAUUAGAGGCUUUUGGACAGGUUUUUGAUUAACUUAAGAAAACCGAUGAUUUUAUUUCAUGAUGUAGAAAUAUAUACCAAAUUUGGAAACCUAGAAACAACUUUUACAUCAAAAUGUGUUAUUAAGGGGAGGAUGUCUGCACAAUCAUCCCAGUUGUUUGGACAAAUAUAGCCUUUAUCUUUAUAAAGACAUCAGAGUCAUUCGGUAAAACAGUCAUCUAAAGCUAAUAAUGGAAGUGUAGGUGUGAAUUUCUCUCUCGCGCUCUCGCGCUCUUGCUCUCAUGCUUUCUUUUUAAAUCAGCGAGUUAAACACCAGCACAUAAGUCCUUUAUGUAUUAUAAGUAUUAAAUCAAAUCAAAGUUUGUCACUUGCGCCGAAUACAACAGGUGUAGACUUGACAGUGAAAUGCUUACUUACAGGCCCUGACCAACAGUGCAAUUUUUAAGUAAAAAAUAGGUAUUAGGUGAACAAUAGAUAAGUAAAGAAAUAAAAAGACUGUGAAAAAUAACAGUAGCAAGGCUAUAUACAGGCACUGGUUAGUCAGGCUAAUUGAGGUAGUAUGUACAUGUAGGUAUGGUUAAAGUGAUUGCAUAUAUGAUAAACGGAGAGUAGCAGUAGCGUAAAAGAGGGUGUGGCGGGACACAAUGCAGAGUCUGAGAGUCCUUUAGUUGCCUUUUGGCAAACUCCAAGCAGGCUGUCGUGUGCCUUUACUGAGGAGCGGCUUCCGUCUGGCCACACUACCAUAAAGACCUGAUUGGUGGAGUGCUGCAGAGAUGGUUGUCCUUCUGGAAGGUUCUCCCAUCUCCACAGAGGAACUCUGGAGCUCUGUCAGAGUGACCAUUGGGUUCUUGGUCACCUACCUGACCAAGGCCCUUUUGCCCCGAUUGCUCAGUUUGGCCGGGCAGUCAGCUCUAGGAAAAGUCUUGGUGGUUCCAAACUUCUUCCAUUUAAGAAUGAAGGAUGAACAAAGGAAACCGGAUGCACCUGAGCUCAAUUUCGAGUGUAAUAGCAAAGGUUCUGAAUACUUAUGUAAAUAAGGUAUUUCUGUUUUUUAUUUUUUAUACAUUUGCCAAAAACUCUAAAAACCUGUUUUCGCUUUGUCAUUAUGGGGUAUUUUGUGUAGGUUGAUGAAGAGUUUGUAUUUAUUUAAUUCCUUUUAGAAUAAGCCUGUAAUGUAACAACAUUUUGAAAAAGUCGAAAUGGGCCUGAAUAAUUUCUGAGUGCAUGUGGUGGUACAAGAGUAACAAAGAGGACGCUGUUGAAACUGCAUAUGUAUUUUGUGAGAUAAUGUCAAAAUCCAAUGCCUCAAAAUCCAAUGGCUCAUGACAAUUUUUAAGAAUAAUUUCAAUGUGACAAACAUUUGUUUCUUCUCUCUCGACUUUACAUCUCUUGUGUCCUCUUUAUUUUUCCUCUGUGGUUGACUCUGUUUUUGUUGCUUAUCAGCACAAUAUCAACAUUCAGAGCCAUCUGUAGAUUUAAAUAAGACUGUCCUGUGAUAGAAUUGGUUAUCUGAUUGAUAGAGGCAGUGGAACACGGGUAGGGUCUUUCUACAGUGUAUUGAAUACCUCUUGUAUCCUUUUGAAUACUUCAAUUUUUCAAUGUAGGUGCAGUGCCAUUAUGUGGCUAGUUCAGGGUUGGGGUCAAUUCCAUUGACUGAUUUGAAAUGGAAUUGACCGACCCCAACUUAGGGCUGGUCUAUUCCUUUAAUGAACUUUUUGAGCACAUCUCAUGUAAGAUGGUAUCAAGAGUCAGGGGUCACGAUGUCAGAAGACAUUGAGAUGAGUGGGCAGGUAUAGGCUACUUUUAGUUUUCCACUUGCUAAUAUGAUGACCAGUUAAAUCCCAAUGGCAUUAGAAGGCACAUAUGCCUGGGGUUUAGCAUGUCUGACAAGUUAAACUCCCUGAUCCUAUUAUUGUAGGCUGCAGAUAAAGGGACAUUUGCUGAAAUGCAGGACACACAAAUACUAUAGUGGUAACAGAAAACAUGAAUGGAAAAUGUGGGAUAUCUACUGAAAAAGACCACUAUUGAGUUAAUGUGAAUGCAGAGUGCAAUCCAUAAUGGAUACUGUACACAGAGUAUGUCUGCCUGUUAUUCCAGUUUAAUUCAGACAGAUGCCUUGGGUCAGAUCCCCUUGGUUUUCCUUUGGGUGUUUUCACCAUAGAAAUAGAAUUACUAAAAUGUUGAGUGUAUACCCAUGAGUGAUCCAGUCAAAUUGCUGUGGUCUAAAGGGGUUUUGUCCAUUCUAGGAAUUAUAUUUCUAUGGUUUUUACUGUAAUUCCUUCUGUUCACAUUGUUAUGGGUCUGUGAUAAUACAUAGAAACCCUAGAACUGACCAUUGAGGUGAAUUGAUUGAUAGAUUUAGAUUCAAAUUAAAGAAUUUUAUGAAUUAGAUAGUUGGCGAGAAUAGUUAGCUUCUCUAUCAUAGAAUCAAGAACUGUGUCCACUCCAUAUGCUCAAUUUCUACUGGGGCAAGCUCUUAGAAUGCAUCUGCACAACAGGACAGAACAUCAUAAUUGGAAACAACUUCUGCCACUGGUAGUAGACAAUGCAUAUAUUUUUUGUGCUAGCGACUGCAUGCGCAGUGGAUGUUUAGCUGACUAACAUGCUGCUGUCCAAGACCUUGGCUUUUCCCUACAGUAACAUGCAUAGUAAACAUAUCUGACAGAGAAGAGUAAUGAAUGUCUCUCCCUGUGUCUUGUUCCUCUCAGAGGUUAUGUCCCACAUGGCACCAUAGUGCAUCUGAAUCAAUCAGAUCGAGCUUUAACAUGUUGGCCGACAUCCGCGUAGCGGAUGGUUUGGAGCUGUGGUAUGAGCUGACAAAUCGGUGAGUGGAUACUCUUGUGUGUCACCAACCACUCCCUUUCUUAUUAUCGCUUCCAUGUUAGAAGUUCACACGGCGAUAUAAAGUGUAGGCUCUAUCCUUGAUAGAAAUAAUGACAGACAUGUUUUCACGUUAAUUUUAGAUGUGUGUGUGUGUGUGUGGGG
This is a messenger RNA of Salvelinus fontinalis (brook trout), 4631 nucleotides long. It is a transcript of the gene tmem74b, whose product is annotated as transmembrane protein 74B. The record is from RefSeq and is a predicted model, not a curated record. The coding region runs from base 192 to 947 and encodes 251 amino acids. Lineage: Eukaryota; Metazoa; Chordata; Actinopteri; Salmoniformes; Salmonidae. The transcript has 2 exons.